AUGCACAUCGGCUGGAUCCUCGACCCAGACCGCGCCCUCCGCUUCGUCCACAGCCACGGGAUCUACCCCACCGUCAGCGACGAACGCGGCAUAACCCCAAAUUACUACGGCGCAUGCCUAGAGGCUCUGGCUAUUCCGAUGAAAUAUAUUGAGAGACUUGGAGAGGUUGUCGCUCCCGGAGUUAGGCCUAUGUGGUACUUGGAUAUGGAUCAGUGGACUUGGACGAGACGAUUCAGUGAAAAGUUUAUUAGAAAGAAACACAAAUCCACUCAGACUGAACCAGACGCGACAUCCGAUACGACGGGUCCCACAGUAGGAGGCAAGACCAAGACCAAGACCAAGGCGAAGGCUAAGACGAAGACCAAUGCUGAGACUGAGACUAAGGCCAGGAUCAAGCAGCCUCCCCGUCCUACCCCUGCCAUUAACGACACCGACGUCGAGCCCUGCUCGUAG
This is a messenger RNA of Stereum hirsutum FP-91666 SS1, 453 nucleotides long. RefSeq lists its product as uncharacterized. Bases 1 to 453 code for a protein of 150 amino acids. NCBI's taxonomy places the organism in Eukaryota, Fungi, Basidiomycota, Agaricomycetes, Russulales, Stereaceae. The transcript is spliced from 3 exons. The record is from RefSeq and is a predicted model, not a curated record.